This is a messenger RNA of Geodia barretti, 954 nucleotides long. The record is from the annotation of a GenBank genome assembly. Lineage: Eukaryota; Metazoa; Porifera; Demospongiae; Tetractinellida; Geodiidae.
AAUGCCACUGUUGCGACUGCCACACGUGUGGAUGAUGCUAUGGCUUACACUGCCCUGCCAGUACCAGUUGGGAGACUGUUCCAACUCAAGUGCCUCAACCCAGGAAUAAUCAGAUUCGGGCUGACAACUCUUACACCCGACAAAGCACCAUUGUAUAAGUGGCUCACAAAUGCAAUCUACGACCCUCACUACUGGGAGUGGUUCUCUGGACAUGUGUGGAACGGAGGGAACCAGAAAGCUGUCGAAUACGAUAUCCAGAAUGACGUAGGAAAUAACCACUCAUUGGGUAUGGCAGUGUAUCCCAAUGGAGAGCUGCAUGUGUUUGCAAACGGGAAAGACGUGGGGACACCGUGGCAGAAUCUUCCCCUGGACCUUCCACUGUACGGUGUCGUAGGACUGGAGAACUUUGGGAAAUAUGGAAGUUUCAAACUUGAGCCUAUGAGCUAUGUAGUAGCUGACUACAACUGCUUUUCUCCUCGACAUGGUGGUGGUGUGACCCUCUCUGAGAAUGCCACUGUUGCGACUGCCACACGUGUGGAUGAUGCUAUGGCUUACACUGCCCUGCCAGUACCAGUUGGGAGACUGUUCCAACUCAAGUGCCUCAACCCAGGAAUAAUCAGAUUCGGGCUGACAACUCUUACACCCGACAAAGCACCAUUGUAUAAGUGGCUCACAAAUGCAAUCUACGACCCUCACUACUGGGAGUGGUUCUCUGGACAUGUGUGGAAUGGAGGCAACCAGAAAGCUGUCGAAUACGAUAUCCAGAAUGACGUAGGAAAUAACCACUCAUUGGGUAUGGCAGUGUAUCCCAAUGGAGAGCUGCAUGUGUUUGCAAACGGGAAAGACGUGGGGACACCAUGGCAGAAUCUUCCCCUGGACCUUCCACUGUACGGUGUCGUAGGACUGGAGAAUUUCGGGACAUAUGGGAGUUUCAAACUUGGUGAGCACAUAUAG